Messenger RNA from Aspergillus pseudonomiae, 1575 nucleotides. Its product is annotated as putative MFS sugar transporter. Gene Ontology annotation, biological process: carbohydrate transport; transmembrane transport. Gene Ontology annotation, molecular function: carbohydrate:proton symporter activity. Bases 1 to 1575 code for a protein of 524 amino acids. NCBI's taxonomy places the organism in Eukaryota, Fungi, Ascomycota, Eurotiomycetes, Eurotiales, Aspergillaceae. Gene Ontology annotation, cellular component: membrane. The transcript is spliced from 9 exons. The record is from RefSeq and is a predicted model, not a curated record.
AUGGUGAAGCUCAACGUGUUUGGCACAGGGUUCACUCUGCAAGCUGCCAUUUGGGCGGCCUGUGGAAUGGCGUUCAUUCUCUUCGGAUACGACCAAGGUGUUUUCUCCGGAAUCGUCGAGAAUGAGGACUUUCUCGACACCAUGGGUAACCCAGGAGACAGCUUGAUGGGGAUCAUUGUUUCCAUAUACAACCUCGGAUGCUUUGCCGGUUGCAUUGUGAACUUCCUCAUAGGCGAUUGGCUCGGACGGAGAAAGGCUAUGUGGCUUGCGAUGGUCUGGGUGAUUAUCGGUGCCACCUUGCAAGCAUCUGCGUUCUCCGUUCCACACAUGAUGGUUGGUCGCUUCGUGACGGGUAUCGGCACUGGGAUUGAAACCUCUACUGUGCCCAUGUAUCAGGCAGAACUCUGUGAGGCGUCCAAGCGUGGUAAACUCGUCUGCAGUGAGCCUUUACUGGUGGGUGUGGGCAUUGUCGUCAGUUACUUUUUCGACUACGGAAUGAGCUUUGUCGGGGGCCAAAUUGCUUGGAGAUUGCCCAUCGCGUGUCAGAUGCUCUUUGGAUUCGUCGUCAUUAUACUUGUUUUCGGCCUCCCCGAGUCUCCGAGGUAUUGCUACAAGGAAGGACGUGACGACGAAGCGUUGCAGAUCCUUAGUGAUGUAUACGGUCGACCAAAAGACGACGCGAAGAUUCUCGUCGAGCAGGCCGAGAUCCUCGAGGCUCUUGCUAUUGAGACCAAGCAUGGAGAGUACAAGUGGAGAAAUAUCCUGAAGCGCGACGAAGUUUGCACAGGCCAGCGAGUUCUCCUCGGCUAUGGAAUGCAAUUCAUGAACCAGCUCGGUGGCAUCAACCUUCUAGUAUACUUCAUUCCGACGGUCCUCAACACCAACGUUGGCCUUACCAAGAACCUCUCCAUGAUCGUCGGAGGAUGCGCCCAGAUCAUGUUUGUCGUUGGCAGCUUCUUCCCUACCUUCUUCGUCGAUCGAGUAGGCCGCAGAACGCCCAUGAUGUGGGGCUCCUUCGGCCUUGGAAUCUGCAUGAUGAUGGUUUCCAUCCUUCUCAGCUUCAAGGGCAAGGAAAAUGGCCACGCGACCUCAUCGGCUUCAGUUGCUUUCUUUUUCCUCUUCAUGCUUAUCUUCGGAGCAUCAGUCAACUGCAUUCCAUGGGUGUAUGUACCGGAAAUCCUGCCACUGCACGCUAGAGCUAAGGGAACGGCUGUGGGAAUCUCUUCCAACUGGAUCUGGAACUUCUUCGUCGUCAUGAUUACCCCCGUGAUCAUCAACCGUCUCCAGUGGAAGGCGUAUCUGAUUUUCAUGUGCACCAACUUUGCAUUUGUGCCCCUCGUUUAUUUCUGCUACCCCGAAACCGCCAAGCUGAGUCUCGAGGAGAUUGACUACCUCUUCACUCAGCCGGAUAAGAGUGCCGUGAAGGUUUCCUUGGAGCUCCAGAAGGAGCGGAAGAGGCAUGGCCAUGGCCCCAGUCUUGUCGCGGAUACUGGGGUCUUGAGACGUACGAGUGCAGUGCCUGAUGAGGGCUUAGAGAAAAAUCAUGGUGUUGAUGAACAUGUUGAGAGGGUUUAG